This is a messenger RNA of Pogona vitticeps (central bearded dragon), 1899 nucleotides long. NCBI's taxonomy places the organism in Eukaryota, Metazoa, Chordata, Lepidosauria, Squamata, Agamidae. The record is from RefSeq and is a predicted model, not a curated record.
AUGGCGCGCGGAAAAAACAAUACCAAAGACAAGCUGCGCCUGCGCCGGACUGUGGGCUUCUUCUCUAUGCGACUCUCUUCUUUUCCGCCCCCUCCCCUCUGGCGGCUACUUCCGGCCCUUGCUGAUGGCAUCAUUGAGUGGGGGGAACUACCCUUUCCGGGGCGUGGCAGAGGCGAGAGUUCAGCCGGAGUUCUCCUUGUAUGCACGUGCUUGGUGCCAUGGACCUCUCGAUGUGGUACCCGCCGCCGCCUCCUCCGCCUCCUCUCUCUGCGACGGCGGCCGUGUUGGCGGGGCCGUCCUCCUCGGUGCACUGGGGGCCCAGGAGGUGACUCGCCUCACCGCACGCCGCCGCCGCCGCCACCAGGCAGAAGUUGCUACUUCAGUGAAGCAUGGCCAAAGAAACACACUGGAUUGCCACCAGCUCAAGCUUAUCAAGGCAGGAACUACAAACAGAAGAAAAAGAAAAGAAAGGAACCAGUUUUUACUCAUUAUUGUGAUACAUGCGAUCGUGGCUUUAAAAACAAGGAGAAAUAUGAGGAACAUAUCUCUCAGCACCGGCAGUGUACAGAAGAUGGUUGUAGUUUCAGCGCACAUGAAAAAUUGGUUCAGAUCCACUGGAAAAAUAUGCAUUCUCCUGGUGUCAAAAGAAUAAAAUUGGACACACCCGAGGAAAUUGCUAAAUGGAGGGAAGAAAGAAGAAAAAAUUAUCCUACUUUGGCAAAUAUUGAAAAGAAGAAACUACAAGAGAUGGAAAAGGAACAGCGGGGAGAGGUACUUAAAACACAGCAGUUUGGAAAAAUGAAGGGAAUGUGGAAGCCACCUCAAUCUGAGCAUUCUAAGCAACAAAGCAGAGGAAGAAAGCACAGAAAUCGCUUCUGGAAAAAAUCUAGGAAUGUGCCUAAAGAUAAAGUUCUCACACCAAAUGCUCCAACUUCAUCAACAACUGAUCCAGACACAACUGAGGAGGAGGUUCGAAAAGAGCAUUCUGGAGAAGCACACAUUUCUGUGAGAGAUGUAGAUCCCCUUAGCAUUCUGGCCAUGAAUGAUCCUGAUUCAGACAAAGAAGUAGGAUCUGCAAAUGAUAAAUCUCUGGGAAUUAGUGUAGUUCCAAAGCAAGUGACUUCAGCUCUGAGCUCGCUGGUGUCCAGCUAUGGAAGCAUGUCAGAGAGUGAAAGCGAACAAGAAGAGCCAAGCAAGAGUGCAACAAAAACACUUAAAGAAAACCAAGUGAUUCGCAGAAGUAUCUCUCAGUCUUCAAAUGUCCCUCAAAGCUUUAAAGACACAGGCAAGAAAACAGCUGCUAAUUCUACAGAUGCACUACUGUGGAGGCCAGAUCCAAACAGAGUCCACGCCAGUGGUCCAAACCGGCAGAGAAAAGCUCUUUCUGUAGUACCAAACCGCCGACGCCGUCCAACUCUAUUGGAAAUGCUGUUGGCAAAGGACAUACGACAUGAAAGGAAUGUGAUUCUGCAGUGCAUUCGCUAUAUACUCCGGACUGGUAUCUUUGGACUCCAUUCACAGACUGAUAGAACAACUCACUUGGAGCCCAGACAGUCUUCUCACAAUGUGGAAGAACUACUGGCAGACAGGCCUAAUGAAAUGAACAGUUCUCAUAGUUCUUCCACUGACCUAGCAAAACCGAAUGAAUUAUUUGGAGGUCAGAACAAGGAGUCAUCUUUUGAAACUCAGAUAUCACAGAGUUUGCAUGCUGAUGAUGAGGAGAUCUGGGAAACUACAGAAAUGUGUAUCAAAGAGAACUGACUUUUUUAUUAUUUUUAUUAUCAUGGGUAAUGGAAAGGAUGCAUUGUCCACUUUAGGAUAUUUGCCUAAAGAACCCAACCUGAAUUUUCUGUCAGAAUUUAUCUAAAAAUAAACCUGCCCUUUUGCUAGAAACUUGCA